Molecule: messenger RNA, 3965 nt
Organism: Oncorhynchus nerka (sockeye salmon)
Lineage: Eukaryota; Metazoa; Chordata; Actinopteri; Salmoniformes; Salmonidae
Product: protein AF1q-like
Exons: 2
Coding region: 124-399 (91 amino acids)
Biological process (GO): positive regulation of release of cytochrome c from mitochondria; positive regulation of DNA-templated transcription; positive regulation of mitochondrial depolarization
Cellular component (GO): nucleoplasm; cytosol
Source: RefSeq, a predicted model, not a curated record
GAGGAUUUUACAGCGUCGCCACAGCACUCGCACGAGCGUACGUUUUUUAUUAUACCCCAGUGGAGCGUACCCAACGACAAACAAAGAGGAGCCUUGUCAGCCAAGAUUUCUCAAGACGAAAAAAUGCUGGUGAAAUCAAACAGCGAGUAUGACUCCUUCCUCUACUGGAGACAGCCCAUUGCAGCCCCGGACCUGUCCGAGCUGGAAGACCUGGGUGUGACCAACAGCAAGCCAACCAAGAAGAGCAAGAAGGCCACCAAGAAACAGAAUGCUGCCUUAGCCAAGCCAAGGAAGCAGCAAGAGGCACAGGAGGCUGAAUUGUCAGAGUACACCACCUUCAACUACUGGAGAGAGCCUAUCUCCAGCAUCGACCUCCUCGACUUCAACCUGCUUCUGUGAGAACCAUCCCCAUCUCAGCCUCCCAGUCAUAAGACCCUCCCUCUCCUCACACUGGCCCCAUCUGGAUAAACAUGGAUUUUGUUAAGUUUCUGGUCCCAAGAAGAAGUACUGAAUCUGUAUUAGUCUGUACUGUGCAUUUUUGUUUAGGAUCCCGCUCCCUUUAAAAAAAAAACAUUUUGGCCUAAAAUGACAUACCCACAUCUAACUGCCUGACCUGAAGCAAGGAUAUGCAUAUUCUUGAUUCCAUUUGAAGGGAAACACUUUAAAGUUUGUGGAAAUGUGAAAUUAAUGUAGGAGAAUAUAACACAUUAGAUCUGGUAAAAGAUGGUACAAAAAAAAAGCUGUUCUCUUUUUUUGUAUUUGAAAUGCAAGAGAAAGGCCAUCAUGCAUUAUUCCAGCCCAGGCACAAUUUAGAUUUUGGACUCUAGAUAGCAGCAGUGUAUGUGCAAAGUUUGAGACUGAUCCAAUGAACAAUCGCAUAUCUGUUCAAAAUGUUGUAUCAAGACUGCCAAAAUGUGCCUGAUCAAGUUUAUAAUUGUGCACUCUCCUCAAACAAUAGCAUGGUAUUAUUUCACUGUAAUAGCUACUGUAAAUUGGACAGUGCAGUUAGAUUAACAAGAAUUGAAGCUUUCUGCCCAUAUCAGAUAUAUCUAUAUCCUGGUAUUUUUUUUGUUUUGUUACUUACAACCUCAUGCUAAUUAUAUUAGUCUACUUAGCUCAACUAGGAGUGGCAGGGUAGCCUAGUGGUUAGAGCGUAACCGAAAGGUUGCAAGUCCAAUUCCCCGAGCUGACAAAGUACAAAUCUGUCGUUCUGCCUCUGAAAAGGCAGUUAACCCACAGUUCCUAGGCAGUCAUUGAAAAUAAGAAUUUGUUCUUAACUGACUUGCCUGGUAAAAAAAAAAAAAAAACUGUCCCGUGGGGGGGGACUGAUCCCGUAGAGGAUAACCUCCAAAUAAUACUGAAAGGACAUUCUAGGGAGUUCUGCUUAGGUUUUCUCCACAUGAGGGCUACAUGACUCGAUCACUAAUUUCAACAAACAUAACUAACUAGAAAUGGCAAUAAGGUGAGCCUUUAAAUUAUUAUAAAUAGUUAAAUUUCACACUGACUGCAUGGCUCCUGUCUCACAUUAAGGACUUACACAUUCAUAAUUUGUGAGAGAACUUGAGUACGCUACAUCACAUUUUUUAACAAAUGCUAAGUGCUGUCGCAUUUUUAGCCUCACCUAAAACAGGCUUGAAGGGUAGUGCCAACCCGAGCCUUGGAGAGUGUCCGCAUGUUGUAUUUAUAAGUAGUUAUUUUUAAGUAGUAGAAAGUAAAGCACCUCCACACAGAACAGAUAUUUUAGAAGCUCUUAGGGAGCCACAAGCAUGACUGUCUUUUGCGCUUUGUAUUGAUUUGUUUCAGACACUGAACUGACUGGCUCAAACCCACCCAAUUAAUUAAUUUAGUAUGCUGUUUUUAGCCUACCAUAAGUAGGCCUCAACAGAGUGCAAUGACUGAGGAUAAAUGUUAGAGAUUCCAAUGCAGAGCUGUUUUCUUUACUUUACUUCUGCAUAGACCACCGUUACGUACCGUCUGAAUGUCAAGGAAAGAAUGGAUUGAAAUGUUUAAUGAAAGAAGGGAAAGGAAUGUUUUUAAUUGUGCCAGACUGAUGUUGCACAUGGUCUUGAAAGUACGGUAGUACACACUCAAAUUUUGGAUGCUUUUAAUCAUAAAGCUAACUUGUGCAAUGAGCAGUAGAUUCCCAAAUGUGACUCAGAUUAAGAGAUUAAGAUAUGCACAGGAUAUCAAUACACUUUGUUUACUGUGAGAAAUAAUCUCAAACUAAAGGGCUAGAACAUGCAGCAUUUUUUGAGGAGAUACAGUGCCUUUGGAAAGUAUUCAGGCCCCUAGACUUUGUCCACAUUUUGUUACGUUACAGCCUUAUUCUAAAAUGGAUUAAAUACAAAAAUCCUCUCAACACACACUACCCCAUAAUGACAAUGUGAAAACAGGCUUAUUUACAUAAGUAUUCAGACACUUUGCUAUGAGACUCAGGUGCAUCCUGUUUCCAUUGAUCAUGCUUCAGAUGUUUCUACAACUUGAUUGGAGUCCACCUGUGGUACAUUCAAUUGAUUGGACAUGAUUUGGAAAGGCACACACUUGUCUAUAUGAGGUCCCACAUUUGACAUUGCAUGUCAGAGGAAAAACUAAGCCAUGAGGUCGAAAGAAUUGUCUGUAGAGCUCCGAGACAGGAUUGUGUCGAGGCAAAGAGCUGGGGAAGGGUACUAAAAAAUGUCUGCCACAUUGAAGGUCCCCAAGAACACAGUGGCCUCCAUUCUUAAAUGGAAGAAGUAUGGAAUCACCAAAACUCUUCAUAGAGCUGGCCAAACUGAGCAAUCGGGGGAAACGGGCCUUGGUCAGGGAGGUGACCAAGAACCCGAUAGUGAUUGUGAUAGAGUUCCUCUGUGAAGAUGGGAGAACCUUCCUGAAGGACAACCAUCUCUGCAGCACUCCACCAAUCAGGCCUUUAUGGUAGAAUGGCCAGACAUAAGCCACUCUUCAGUAAAAGGCACAUGAGAGCCCUCUUGGAGUUUGCCAAAAGGCACCUAAAGACUCUCAAAUCAUGAGAAACAAGAUUCUUUGGUCUGAUGAAACCAAGAUUGAACUCUUCUGCCUGAAUGCCAAGUGUCAUCUUUGGAGGAAACCUGGCACCAUCCCUACUGUGAAGCAUGGGGUCAGAAUCAUGCUGUGGGGAUGUUUUUCAGCGGCAGGGACUGGGAGACUAGUCAGGAUCGAGGGAAAGAUGAACGAAGCAAAGUACAGAGAUCCUUGAUGAAAUCCUGCUCCAGAACGCUCAGGACCUCAGACUGGGGAGAAGGUUCACUUUCCAACAGGACAUCGACCUUAAGCACACAGCUAAAACAACGCAGGAGUGGCUUUGAGACAAGUCUCUGAAUGUCCUUGAGUGGCCCGGACUUGAACCUGAUCGAACAUCUCUGGAGAGACCUGAAAAUAGCUGUACAGCGACGUUCCCCAUCCAACCUGACAGAGGUUGAGAGGAUCUGCAUGGAAGAAUGGUAAAAACUCUCCAAAUACAGGUGUGCCAAGCUUGUAUCGUCAUAUCCAAGAAGAUUUGAGGCUGUAAUCUCUGCCAAAGGUGCUUCAACAAAGUACUUAUGUAAAUGUGAUAUUGCCAUUUUUUUGUUUUUAUACAUUUGCAAAAAUGUCUGAAAACGUGUUUUUGCUUUGUCAUUAUGGAGUAUUGUUUGUAGAUUGAGGGGGGGAAAUGAUUUCAUCAAUUUUAGAGUAAGGCUGUAACGUAACAAAAUGUGGAUGAAGUCAAGGGGUCUGAAUACUUUCCGAAUGCACUGUACGCACAUAAGCAUUAAACAAUAUUUAAACAUUUUGAAAUAAAUUGAGAAGUUAAGGUUUCAUUUUUCAUGACACUUACAAAAACAUGUCAUAGGCGAGGUUGUCUCAUCAAACUGGCUUCAGUGUAACAAUGUCCAUGCACCUUAUAUGCCUAAAAUUGACAGUUUGUGAACAGGUCUUGUUAAAUAAAGAUGCUUCUUGAACACCUCCAA